GUAACACCACUAAUGGUUGCCGCAAUGGGAGGACAUGAAGAAUGUGUUCGUAUGUUGCUUGAUAACAACGCAGACAUAAAGACAACAGAUAAUGAAGGAUGGACAGUCCUCCAUUAUGCAGCAUCAAGUGGGAAUGAAGCAGUUGUGAAUGAUCUACUGGAUCAGAAAGACCUAUCGAGUUCAAGACGUUCAAGAAGAGGUCAUUCACCUUUAGAUGUUGCAGUGCGAUCAGGAAAAGCUGGAACUGCAGGGUUUCUUCUUGAUAAGGAUGCAUCAGUUAUACACCAGAGCGACAGUGAAGGAUUUACACCUCUUCACCUUGCUAUUGAAAGUGGAUUUACAUCAGUCGUCGAAGAGUUGAUUUCUUUAGGUGCUGAUUUAAACCAGGCAUCAAACGAUGGCCAGACACCUUUACAUACUGCUAUCAGACUAUGUAACUGUAAGAAGAGACAAGUUGAAAUGACAGAAGCUUUGGACCAGAUACAGCAAGAAAGCGAUGACAUCUUAUCCCCAUCAGAGGCCCUGAUACAAUUCCUAAUAAAUAAGGGAUCUAAGAAGGACAUCAAGGAUAACGGGUAUUUUCCAGCACAGUACGCCAAGGUUGAGUGUAUUAAGCAAAUGGCUUUCCAUAGGUGA
Molecule: messenger RNA, 636 nt
Organism: Lytechinus variegatus (green sea urchin)
Lineage: Eukaryota; Metazoa; Echinodermata; Echinoidea; Temnopleuroida; Toxopneustidae
Product: putative ankyrin repeat protein RF_0381
Exons: 4
Coding region: 13-636 (207 amino acids)
Molecular function (GO): protein binding
Source: RefSeq, a predicted model, not a curated record